AUGUCAAAUCGCAAUAUCUCGCCACGGCCCGCAACCACCACCACCACCGCCGCCUCCUCAACAAGACAUUCCCAUCUCCCACCUCGAGCGACCAUGAGUCCGGGCACGACCACCACCGCACGUCACGCGACCGUAGGGAGCGCCACGCAAACCAUCACUCCCCCAGACAGCGCGUCGUCAAGAUCGGUCUCGCCGGAACCACUGGUGCUGAGAUUACGCGGGGCACACGACUCGAGUGCGAGACCGGGCACGAGGAGAAGAAUCACCUGGGCUGAAGACGUCGUGGACAAUGAAGGGCUCGGAAGGAAGAGCAGUAAGGUUUGCUGUAUAUAUCAUCGGCCACGAGAGUUUGGAGAAAGCUCGAGCGAGGACGACAGCAGCGACAGUAAUAGUUCAAGCGGUGGCAGCGAUAGUGACGACGGAGGUGCCAGGAUGAGCGGGAACAGACGCGGACGGAAAUACGACAAGACCAACGGACAUAAUCAUCGUGACGGUGAUGAGUGUGCUGACCAUGGGCACGGACACGGACACGGACACGGACACGGACACGGACACGGACACGGACACGGACACGGACAUGGUCAGGGCAAGGGUAAAGACAAAAGAAGACCGAGUCCCAAUGCAUACGAAAAGAUGCCAAAGUAUCAUCCUAAAGAUCCAGUGACGAGGGGAUGA
Molecule: messenger RNA, 675 nt
Organism: Exophiala spinifera
Lineage: Eukaryota; Fungi; Ascomycota; Eurotiomycetes; Chaetothyriales; Herpotrichiellaceae
Exons: 1
Coding region: 1-675 (224 amino acids)
Cellular component (GO): nucleus
Molecular function (GO): protein serine/threonine phosphatase inhibitor activity; protein phosphatase 1 binding
Source: RefSeq, a predicted model, not a curated record